This is a messenger RNA of Opisthocomus hoazin, 1794 nucleotides long. RefSeq names its product kinesin family member 25 (gene KIF25). The record is from RefSeq and is a predicted model, not a curated record. Gene Ontology annotation, cellular component: microtubule cytoskeleton. Gene Ontology annotation, molecular function: microtubule binding; ATP binding; microtubule motor activity. Lineage: Eukaryota; Metazoa; Chordata; Aves; Opisthocomiformes; Opisthocomidae. Gene Ontology annotation, biological process: microtubule-based movement.
AUGUACCUGAUCCUGCCGAUCGCUGUUCGCAGGCCAAGCAGUGAGCACGCAAGCAGCAGAACAGACGAGACGGCUUUUUGCCUCCUGAUUCAAUUAGAUGAGACCAAAGAAGAAAGAAUAGUUGUCCUGGAAACCGAAAAUGCUGUUCUUCACCUAAAACUUGCAGAGUAUCAAGGGUGGGCUGGAAGAAGCACCAAGGAGGUAUUGCAGCUCUACGCUGCUCGUGGCCAGCAGCAGGAGCUGCAGAGGAAUUCUGUUGUGACCCAGCUGCAUGGAGCAAUAAAGAGGCUGAAGCAAGACCUGAGGAGCCUCCAUUCAUUUGCUCUUGAGCUUUCAGAAGACUUUCAGCGUCAAAGCCAGGCUUACCUUCACCAAGUUUUGACAGCAGUCCAAGGGAUACAGCUGCAAAAUGAAGCAACGCAAAUGUUUCAGAUAAAAGCAUUUGAUCUUGAGCAAUCUCUACAAGAGGUGACAGAGAGAUAUGAGAAAGAAAAGCAGAAGAGGAGAGCUCUCCAUAACAGCUUAGUUGAACUGAGAGGAAAUAUCAGAGUCCACUGCAGGAUCCGACCAUUACUACCUUUUGAUACUGCUGCUGGACAUUCGGUAUCACAAGACAGGCAAAGAAACAUUUCAGAAGAAGUGGCAUAUGCAGCGGAUGAUGAAACUGUCCUUGUAAGGUGUAGCCGUCCUGGUCAUGCAUCAAUAAACAAGACUUUUCAGUUUGAGAGAGUUUACAGCGCUUCAGAGUCCCAAGACACAGUAUUUGAGGAUGUGGCGCCUUUGCUAACAUCUCUCCUGGAUGGGUACAACGUGUGUAUCAUGGCUUAUGGGCAGACUGGAAGUGGGAAGACGUACACAAUGUUGGGACCGCAGUUAGAGGAGAACUUCUCAUUCUCCAUAGAAGAUGAAUCAGAACUUGGAAUUAUUCCUCGAGCUACUCAAGAAGUGUUCAGGCUUAUUUCAGAAAAGCCACCAGGAAGCUACUGGGUUGAGGUUUCUGUUGUCGAAGUGUAUAAUAAUGAAAUUUUUGAUCUUCUGGCCAAAGACAGUUGUGGAAGAGCAUUUGGCAUCAAACGGGAUGUUGUCACAACCAGAGAAGGAAAGAGCGACGUUCCACUGCUUACGUAUGAGACCGUUGAAAAUGCAUCUGAAUUUUUGCAUCUGGUCCACAAAGGCCUGCAGCUGAGAGUCAAGCACCCAACGCUGGUGCAUGCUCAUUCCUCUCGUUCCCAUCUGGUAGUUACCUUGACCAUCACCACAGCUGUCUCCGGAGAUAACUCCAGCACUUCCUGGGAAGACGAACAAACCAGUCAGAGGCUACAUAAAGAGGUUUCGUGCACUUUUCCGCCAAAAAUGAGAGACAAUAAAUCCACUUCUUCCUCCAGAGCCUCUUCGCCAGCACAGCUUGAAGCCGCUGAGAAACUGAAGCAAGUCAAAACCAGACUGCAGCUGGUGGACCUGGCCGGUAGCGAGUGUGUCGGGAUGUCUGGGGUGGCCGGUGCGGCGCUGCGGGAGACCUCCUUCAUCAACCGCAGCCUGGCUGCCCUCGCGGACGUGCUGGGAGCAAUAGCAGAACAGCGAGCCCACGUGCCGUAUCGGAACAGCAAACUGACGCGCCUGCUUCAGGACUCCAUAGGAGGUGAUGCGAAGCUGUUGGUGAUGCUGUGCAUCUCUCCUGACCAGAAGUACUUAACAGAGUCAAUGCAGUCUCUGGGAUUUGGAACCCGUGCUCGGCAAGUUCAGAGAGGACAAGUCAAGAAAAAAAAUGUCCUGGGGCAGAGUAAAGCAAAAUAA